AUGUCUGCCACGUUUGUGGUGCGGAACUCUCACGACUGUCUCAUCUCCAGCGGCAUUUACUACGACAUGCCGACGACAGUGAGGCCGUAUUUCACUGCCACAUCUGCGACAAGCGCUUCCACCGGAAAGAUGUUUAUCAACGACAUCAACGAGUAUGAUAACAACCCGCAACACGGGCCUCAGUCCGACUCGCUGUCCAGUGACUGGCAACUUCCAGAGCAACGGGUGACUGAAAUGACGCAACAGCUUGCCGAUUCCCAAGGCCAGCAUGAUACGCAGGCGUUUCAUAGUAGUGAACAACCAGAUCUGCCAACAGACCAAUGCAGCCUUGAACACCGCGGUCCUACGGUUUUAGAUCAGUGGCAGUCCCCUGAGUCAGCCAAUAUCCGACAGCGAGGUGUGUGCGAUGAUGGUCAAGGCAUAGAGCAAACCUUUGAUUUAAUGCCAGACUUGGCGGACCUAAGGUUCUUUGACGGUGACACCUUUCGUGCAUCCAGAAUGGACUGGUUUGCAUGUGAUACUGAGUUUUCCGAUCAUCAAACCAUGGUCUCAAGAGACUUCAAUACUCCCGAUGCGCUCCCUGGGCACGGUCUUAUCCUUGGAACAGAACCGCAAUCUCUGAAUGAACUUGUUAUGGGUUUUCCCGAUUCUGCUUUAGCUGUCCACGCUCCGACUUCUGGAUCGGCCCCAGGACAAGAUCAGGAGAGCGAAAACAUCUAUGACAAUACCUCCGCUAGGGUGCCUGCUCAUGAUGAGCUUGAUCAAUCUCGUCCUAGUCCCAGCCAUCUCCGUCCCGGUCCCGAUGUAGUUAGCAACAAUGAAACCGAGGAGGUCUGGCCUGCCGUAUUAGACCGUGGUGGUAAUGAAAUGUGGCCUUUCGAUUACACCUCAAACAAGGGCUUUCGAGUUAUCAAACUGCCUCCAUUACGGCAAGUUCUGGAGGACACGGUGGCUCGUAGGCCGGCGAUCGAGAAGGCGACAGUGCUUGACCUCAUCAAAAUCCUCUCCAGCCCUCAUAUUCCUUCACUGAAUGAUGGUCCUAUCUUGGAAGCGCUGCCUGCCGUUGGAUUUCUAACUAAGCUAGUCAAGAUCUACUUCGACGAGUUCCACGCAGUAUUUCCGGUCAUUCACGUACCAACUUGGAAACUAGAGUCUUGCUCGACGCCUCUCCUGGCUGCAAUGGCUUGUCUAGGCGCAAAUCACUCCACAGCAGAGGGGUCGCAAGACGUUGCGGCUCUCCUAGCAGAAAUUACGCAACGAGCGUUGUUUUGGACGGGUCAAAUAGAUACCAAGGCUUUCAGGAGCACAGAAUACAUCGCAGCCAUGUGCUUUCACCACCUCUACUCACUCGGACUCGGCAACCGUCGCUUGUAUGAGCUCGCGGAGGCCUCAAGAUCUACGAUGCUCGCAAGUUUGCGUGGCAUGGGUGUCUUAUCCGAUAGCGUCGCCAGCGAGGACAAGGACACAGUUUCUUCGCAAGUGAAGCAUUUACAUAUCGCCGAACUCGAGCGCGCUUGGCAGGAAUGGCGCGAGAAGGAAGCUAAGUUAAGAGUGGCUUGGACAGUAUUUGAAUUCGACUGUACAAUUGCUACAAUGACUGGAAAACGAGGCGUAUUUAGUCUCAACGAGCUACCCCCUAGGCUGCCAUGCUCAGACAGCCUUUGGGAGGCUCCCACAGCGAAAACCUGGGCGUCAAUUCUCGCGUUCAACAACCAACCCGGGGCUUUUUAUCCUCUGUUUCAAAACCUCAUGGCGUCCAACACGCCUCCACGCUCACUACCAGCUUGGUCCAAAAGACUACUAGCACAGGCGCUUAGUCGUCUUCACACCGACCUCAAAGAACUCGAGGAUUGCUCGAUGCCUUCAAUGCUAGGCUUGGCAUCUCUUGCUGAGAGUCAAAGGACGAGCAGAAAAAGGAUGUUGGCAGCACUGUCCUCGCUUCACGAUUCCUUGUCUGCACCAAAAAGCACGACUGAGAUUGUGAGCAUGAACAUUGCCUGUUUGGGAGUUCAUUACACGCAUCUCAUCGACGGCAAUCAGGCCAUGGACCUGGUUAUCUUCCUGUUUAGGAAUUCGGGUCGCGAUCUGAGCCCAGCCUUGAGCAGCGAACUGAACAGAGCCAGGCAACAUUUGCAGGCCAUUUUCACACGCUAUCCGGUGGAUAUGCGACGAGCGGUCUCCCAUGCUGCAUCAGUCGUAGCAAUUACGCGUGAAUGUCCUAUCUUUACUCCAUGUGAAACGAUGCGGUUGUUCAACGCCUUUGCCUUCCUGUUGGCGUUCACCAAACUAUCAAGUGGUAGCAGCAACGAGGGAAGACCUGCCAUUCACCUCGAUGUCAUCCCUUGGCAGCGAUGUGAAGCGGAUGCACCUAUGUUCGAGUAUUGGACAAUCCACGGCGGGCCGGCGUGUAUUGGUGGAGUCGACGUUUGCGACAGCGGCAGUUUCGAGGCUCUGAGAGAUCUUGGACUCAAGGCGAUGCAUGAACUUCGUGUCUGGGGAUUAGCACGCAAAUUUCACCUGAUCUUGCAGAAUUUUGGCUGA
Messenger RNA from Exophiala aquamarina CBS 119918, 2541 nucleotides. RefSeq lists its product as uncharacterized. The record is from RefSeq and is a predicted model, not a curated record. The transcript is spliced from 2 exons. Gene Ontology annotation, biological process: regulation of transcription by RNA polymerase II; DNA-templated transcription. NCBI's taxonomy places the organism in Eukaryota, Fungi, Ascomycota, Eurotiomycetes, Chaetothyriales, Herpotrichiellaceae. The coding region runs from base 1 to 2541 and encodes 846 amino acids. Gene Ontology annotation, molecular function: DNA-binding transcription factor activity, RNA polymerase II-specific; zinc ion binding; RNA polymerase II cis-regulatory region sequence-specific DNA binding. Gene Ontology annotation, cellular component: chromatin.